Molecule: messenger RNA, 2112 nt
Organism: Papaver somniferum (opium poppy)
Lineage: Eukaryota; Viridiplantae; Streptophyta; Magnoliopsida; Ranunculales; Papaveraceae
Product: dynamin-related protein 5A
Exons: 16
Coding region: 110-1939 (609 amino acids)
Cellular component (GO): microtubule; cytoplasm; membrane
Molecular function (GO): GTP binding; GTPase activity; microtubule binding
Source: RefSeq, a predicted model, not a curated record
UUUCAAAACAAAUUUCACUUCUCCUCUCGAUUUCAAAUUCUCUCUCUCUGUUAGAAAUUCCAGAGACGAAGAAGAAGAAGAAAACCCUAGAAGAAAUCAAGUAAUCGGAAUGGAGAAUUUGAUAUCACUAGUAAACAAAUUACAGAGAGCAUGUACAGCUUUAGGUGAUCAUGGUGAAGAAUCUGCAUUACCAACGUUAUGGGAUUCUCUCCCCGCUAUUGCCGUCGUCGGUGGUCAGAGUUCUGGGAAAUCCUCAGUGUUGGAGAGUAUUGUUGGAAAGGAUUUCUUGCCUCGUGGAUCUGGGAUUGUGACUAGGAGACCUCUUGUGCUACAGCUACAUAAGAUUGAUGAAGGAAGAGAGUAUGCAGAGUUUAUGCAUCUUCCUAGAAAGAGAUUCACUGAUUUUGCUGCUGUGAGGAAGGAGAUUGGAGAUGAGACUGAUCGAGAGACAGGGCGUGGCAAGGGAAUUUCUAGUGUUCCUAUUCAUCUUAGUAUUUACUCUCCAAAUGUUGUGAAUUUGACCCUGAUCGAUCUUCCUGGAUUGACAAAAGUUGCCAUUGAUGGUCAAUCUGAUAGCAUCGUUGCGGACAUUGAGAACAUGGUUCGCUCAUUUAUUGAGAAGCCCAAUUGUUUGAUUCUAGCAGUUUCACCUGCCAAUCAAGAUUUGGCCACCUCUGAUGCUAUCAAAAUUUCUCGUGAUGUAGACCCGAAAGGGGAAAGAACAUUUGGAGUCUUGACAAAGAUUGAUCUCAUGGAUAAGGGCACCGAUGCUGUUGAUAUAUUGGAAGGCAAAUCAUAUCGCCUACAGUUCCCUUGGAUUGGUGUUGUUAAUCGCUCCCAAGCCGAUAUUAACAAGAGUGUUGACAUGAUCGCUGCUCGUCGCAGAGAGAGGGAGUAUUUUGCAAGUACCCCUGAGUACAGGCAUCUUGCUCAUAGAAUGGGUUCUGAGCAUCUAGGAAAGAUGCUUUCGAAGCACUUGGAAACUGUAAUCAAGUCCCGCAUCCCAGGCCUCCAGUCGCUAAUUAAUAAAAGUAUUGCUGAACUAGAGGCGGAAUUGAGUCGUUUUGGCAAGCCUGUUGCUACUGAUGCUGGAGGUAAAUUGUACUCAAUUAUGGAGAUUUGUCGUCUUUUUGAUGGAAUUUACAAAGAACAUCUUGACGGCAUACGCCCAGGUGGUGAUAAAAUCUACAAUGUUUUCGACAAUCAACUUCCUGCAGCUUUAAAAAGAUUGCAAUUUGACAAGCAACUCGCUAUGGAGAACGUAAGAAAGCUGAUUACUGAAGCAGAUGGUUACCAACCACAUCUUAUCGCUCCUGAACAAGGAUAUCGCCGUCUCAUUGAAUCUUCUCUAAUUACUAUCAGAGGUCCUGCAGAGGCAGCAGUUGAUGCGGUUCAUAGUUUACUGAAGGACCUUGUGCAUAAGGCUGUCAGUGAGACUGUGGAGCUAAAGCAGUACCCUGGUCUCAGAGUGGAGGUUACCAAUGCAGCUGUUGAAUCCUUGGAAAGAAUGAGGGAUGAAAGUAAGAAAGCAACUCUUAAAUUGGUUGACAUGGAGUCUAGUUACCUCACUGUUGAUUUCUUCCGAAAGCUUCCGCAAGAUAUUGAGAAGGGUGGAAAUCCCACACAUUCAAUUUUUGAUCGAUAUAAUGAUUCAUAUCUUCGCCGGAUAGGAUCAAAUGUCUUGUCUUAUGUCAACAUGGUAUGUGGGAGUUUGCGAAACUCUAUUCCUAAAUCCAUUGUUUAUUGUCAAGUCCGUGAGGCCAAACGCUCACUACUCGACCAUUUCUUCACAGAAUUGGGAUCCAAGGAUACAAAGCAAUUAUCAGGAUUGUUGAAUGAAGAUCCAGCAAUAAUGGAACGUCGAAUUGCUCUUGGGAAAAGGUUGGAAUUAUACAGAAGUGCACAAGCAGAGAUCGAUGCAGUUGCCUGGGCCAAGUAAAGAGAGUAAACGCAGAUUACAUUUUGUACCUUAGUGUUUGUGAUUUACAGUUUAGUUCAGAAAAACACUAGUAGUGCUAAAAUAGUGUCUUGCUAUAAUUACACGUAUUUGUGAACUCUUUCUAAACUUUAUACGAAGUUUAUAAAUGUGAUUUUGCAAGGGUUUUUCAUUUA